AUUUCCAGAAAGUGGAGCGGCUUUUCCAACUGAUGUGCAACUUCAUGCGGAGUUUAAGGAUUUGAUGUCUUAUUUUGUUCCUAUGCGUUAAUUUAUGUUAUCCUGACGAAACAUUCAACUUGAAGGAAGAAAAAGUAACCUGAGCUAUGUUGGAACAGAAUGCUGAUAUGUUGUCUUUACCAAAGGAAGGUAGAACCUGUUGGAUUUGUCUGAGCUCUGAGGUGGAUUGUGAUCCGGUCAACUUAUGGAGUAGACCUUGUCGGUGUCGUGGUGCACUGAAAUGGGUUCAUCAAGCAUGUCUCCAAAGAUGGAUUAGUGAACAGCAACGUAGCAGAGGGGAAUCGAAUGCUAUUUCAUGUCAGAUAUGUAACACACCAUAUAUAAUAGUUUAUCCCAAUUGCGGAUUUUUAUAUAGUGUUCUACAAUCUGUUGACCAGUUGACUCGUUCGUUAUCUUUCGUCCUCACUGGUGGAAUUAUUUUCGGGUCGUUUUAUUGGUCUGCUGUAACAUAUGGAGCUGUAACAGUGAUGCAAGUUUAUGGCCAUCGUCAAGGUUUACAAGCAAUGCGACUUACAGAUCCUCCUCUACUACUACUUGGAUUGCCAACUAUACCUUUAUGCUUAAUUCUGGCUAAGGCAAUUCAAUGGGAAGCUAGGCUCCUUAUUUUAUGGAGAAAUUAUAUAAGUCGUUUACCUUUCAUUCAGUUAUUCAGACGUAAAGAUCUUCCUACUUGGCGGCAAGCGAGUGAAGCUGAAAUAGAAUUACGCUCAGAAGUAUCUGAUAUACCACGUGUAAUCUGUAGUGCAUUAGCUUUACCAACAAUAUCUACUAUUCUUGGACGUUUAUUAUUCCAGCGGGUAGAGUCAUCUACUCGUAGAGUUUUCCUGGGGGGAUUGACGUAUCUCGGAAUCAAGGGUCUACUAACUGUGUAUUAUUGGGAGUUACGAUAUUUUCGGAUAUGUUACAGAGAAGUAAAAAAUUAUGAUGAAUAAGUAUUGUCUAUUUGCUAUGUUUCUAAACAACAAAAACUUUCUUUCAUCCACCAUACUUUUUUUCGUGUACAUACCUGUUAGUUUACACAAAUAUCCGCACAAUUUGUCUUUACUACGUAAAAAAAAUGCAACUGUUUUGACUUUGUUUAGCUGUUUUAAAACUUUCUUGAUUCUAUAUUUACUGAGAAAUUACUUUUUAAUAUUUAAUAUCUAGUAUGUUUGAGUAUUACUUUCGAGGAGCUAUACUUAACUUUGAAAUUUUUCUGAUGUCAUAUCCUCCAAAACAUGCGAUUUCAUCAAUUUUUGAUGAUUACACCUCAAGUGUAAUUUCACAGCUAGGCGUACACUAACAUAACCCUGAGUUGAUGAUAUUAACAGCUUUGAUUGCUUUACAUUGCAGAGUAUCAUUUAAUGGUCUGCUAAAUAAUAAAAAACUCAGACUGUAGUGACGCUAGUCAGUCAAACUGAAU
Heterobilharzia americana is the source of this 1462-nucleotide messenger RNA. The record is from the annotation of a GenBank genome assembly. Lineage: Eukaryota; Metazoa; Platyhelminthes; Trematoda; Strigeidida; Schistosomatidae.